CUCUUUUUCCCUUCCCUGUCGGUGAAAUUCGUACUCGGAAUUUUUUCCUUCAGACGAUCGCGUUUUGUUUAAUUUCUUCAAAAUUUCAGUCUGUUGGAUUCAUUUCGUAGAAUUAUUGUGAACUUUCUCCGUUCCUUGUUCGCUGAAGGGUGUAUUUUUUGUGAACUGUAACGAUGCAUAGAAGAAGCAGAGGUGGCAGGGAUGAAUUUUUUGAUUUUGGCGAUCCCUUUGCUGGUUUUGGAGGCUUUCCGGGUCAAAGAAGCUUAAUGUCUAGUGUCUUUGGUGGACGGGAUCCAUUUGAUGAUCCUUUCUUCAGAAAUCCGUUUGGAAGCAUGUUCGAGUCAAGCUUCUUUGCGUCUCCUGGCAUUCCUUUUGCAAACAUGCAUGCAUCUGGAUUCCUUGAUCAUCAGGCCCCUGAGCCUAAAAGACCAAGGGGCCCAGUUAUUGAGGAAAUAAAUUCUGAUGAUGAGAAAGAAGGCGAGAAAGAGACUAAAAAUAGAAGGAAUUCAUCCAAAGAGCCUCUCGUUGAGGAUCCUGAUGAUGGAGAGAAGGGGAACAGACAUUUGCAGCUCUUGGAUCAUCACAGUGGAGCAAAUCGUAGGCAUGUCCAGCCCCAAGCUAAUAGCUUCACAUUUCAAAGCUCCUCUGUAACUUAUGGUGGUUCUAAUGGAACAUAUUAUACUUCAUCAAAGAUGAGGAGGGCAGGGAGCGAUGGCAUGAUAUUUGAAGAAAGCAAGGAAGCGGAUACUGCAACCAGACAAGCUAGCCACAGAGUUUCAAGAGGGAUUCAUAAUAAGGGUCAUUCAGUUACAAGGAAACUAAAUCCUGAUGGUAAGGUGGAUAGCAUGCAAACUCUGCACAAUCUUAAUGAAGAUGAACUACGUAGUUUUGAAGAUACUUGGGCAAGGAAUUCAAGAAGUUUUCCUAGCUGGGCUGAGAGUUCAAACAGCUUUAAUAAUAUUGCCGGUGGCAUUGGCCAAAUUGGGCAAACUGGCAGAGGUGGGCUGGCACUUCCGUCCACUCAGCAUCCUCAAGUUGCUGGAAGGAUGACCGUGGAAGGCUGCAGUAACCCGAGUUCCUCCUCCUCACGUGCACAACAAGUAAACAGGAGUAGGAAGGAUGCAAGGUACAGGAGUGCCUAAACUCACGCGAAAUGGAAGUAUACGUCGGAUUUGGGAGGAACCCUGCCGUUUGUUGCAUCUUUUGUGUAUCCAUCUAUUUCACAUGGAUGGCCUUUUAUCAUUGUGGAAUUCAUAAUUACUUGCUGACUUGCAUAUACCAUGGAACUGAAUGAAUAGGUUCAAUUGAUAGAGUAUUUCAUAUCUUGCCAUGAUCUCCAGGUCUCAGAGUUGCGAUUUGACGAAACUGAGGAGAGGAGAGUGAUUUUGCUAGAAAAAUACCAUUUUUAGGAAUUGAAUAAAGAGUCUUUUAUAUUUA
Molecule: messenger RNA, 1437 nt
Organism: Momordica charantia (bitter melon)
Lineage: Eukaryota; Viridiplantae; Streptophyta; Magnoliopsida; Cucurbitales; Cucurbitaceae
Source: RefSeq, a predicted model, not a curated record